CAGGUGGUGCGGGUAAAUCAGGGAUAGUAUCUGAACUUUUAUCAAUUCUUUUUGAUGAGUGGUAUACAUGUAUUGAUUGGAAUGAUAUUGUUAAAUAUCUUAAUGAUACUCCAGAGGAUGUCGAGCAAAAACACAAAGGAUUUAUUCCGUUUCUAGCUAAAUAUGUAUUUAUGACAUCUCAUAAGCCUCCAGAGGAAGCUUUUAAUUUUCGCCGUAACUAUGUUAAUGACGAAUCAUUUACUCAACGCGAUUGGGAUCAGUUUUAUCGUCGUCUUGAUUUUGUAAUUGAGUUCACGGGGAAGUGGAAUGAUGAUAUAAACCAGCGCACCACCAAGCUCAUAUUUUACAAGGGUGAAUUUACUGUUGAUGAGCUAAAAACUAUAGUUCAAGGUUUAAAUCAAGAGCAAGAUGGUGAGGUGAUCAUAAAACAGAAUCAAGUUUACUGGUGUCGCCACUUUCCUGAAUUCAAGAAAAAUUAUCUAUGUGAUUAUCUUAGAUGCCGCGAGCUUUCUGAUUAUAAACAGGAGCUUUUACAACAAUCACAAUUA
Dentiscutata heterogama is the source of this 548-nucleotide messenger RNA. NCBI's taxonomy places the organism in Eukaryota, Fungi, Glomeromycota, Glomeromycetes, Diversisporales, Gigasporaceae. The record is from the annotation of a GenBank genome assembly.